AUGGUCAAAACUAGUCCAGUGACAGUGUCUUUGGAACCAAGUAAGACCACCAUAGUUGCAGGUUGUCCCGGUGUACCAAGAUCUAUUCCUCGGAUUGAGACCGUUAUCAAUGUGAGAUCUGUUAAUGGUCAACCUUUUGUAAUUAGAUCUGUAGGUGUAGAAUUAAGAACUAUACAGAAAGUUAGUGUUCCAUCAACUAUUGGAUCUAAUGAUCCUAUCCAUGAAGUCAAAAUAUAUGAAGACCCAUUUUUAUUUAAUCCUACGUUUGGGAAUUUCAGCGAACAUUUGAUAGGAAUUGAUAUACCUGUAUUGAUUUAUUUACCUAAAGAUAUUACCAGUAGUGGAUUCAAUGUAAAUUGGAAUGCCAGCACAGUUCAUAAUUUACUAGUCAAAGUCAGUGUUGGGGAUUCAGUUGAGACGGAGUUGAACUUCCUCGAAACUUUUCCUAUCCCAAUUAAAUUGUAUGAUAAUUUACCCAUCUAUAGACAAUUCACAGAAUCAAUAAAUGAACUGAUUGUCUCAACUGAUCAACAAUUAAUGUUGGAAUACCAUCUAAAAGAAUCAUGUAUCGGACCUGACGAUAAAUUGAAUUUGAAUGUAAAGAUCAUGAAGAAUUCAUUAAAUUAUAAUGUGUCGCAAAGAUUAAAGCUCAAAGCAGUUCACUUUCAAUUAAAAGAGAUUCUAGAAGGUCAUGAAGGAGGUUUACCUCCUUACAAAGAUAUCAAAAUCUUUGAAAAGAUCCAUGAUGAAAGAUCCAUGGAUUUGAACCUCAAUAAUGAGAUUAACAUCAAUUACAAUUUCAAAUUACCUUUAAAUAAUGAUUUCUUGUCAGUAUAUGAUAAGAAUUUGCAAAACAAUAGUAUUGAUAAGUUCAAGUAUUUUGAGAAUAAUGAAGCACCCAUUGAAGUUAAUAAUCGAAACAACUUCAGACAAUUCCAAAUCAAUGAGAUUGAAGGAAUCCCCAUCACCCAUUACAAUAAUUUUACCAUUUUAGGUAAAUUGUUUUCUAUAAGAUAUGAAAUCAUCAUCAAAUUGAAAGUUUCUCAUGGUAAGGAUUUCCAAGUACGAAUUCCUAUAAUUCUAAGUCCAUAUAAUAAAUUAUCAAGUGAAUAUUUGUUGAACUGGAUUAUCAAUCAAUGUAAAGUCUCCAAUGAUAGGUUUGGUAGAGAUACAGUCAAUCAAUUGAUAAAUAGUUAUAAUAUCAAGGAAUGUAAUACGAUAUUGUCCAAAUACAAUAAACCUUUGAAGAUUUAUAAAUAUACCAAAACAGAUUGGAUGAAAUUAGGGUUUUCUAUAGAUUCUUUUGGAACACCUCUGACUUUGAGUCAGUUUAUAGAUUAA
This is a messenger RNA of Yamadazyma jaroonii, 1341 nucleotides long. NCBI's taxonomy places the organism in Eukaryota, Fungi, Ascomycota, Pichiomycetes, Serinales, Debaryomycetaceae. The record is from the annotation of a GenBank genome assembly.